AGUGUAGCGGUCCCGUCGGCAGAGUCCAUCAGCUCCGCCCGCUAUGCCCUUGGAUACUGCGGCAGCGUGCGUUUGUCUUCUCAUUUAACUUGCUCUGUGCCAGUUCUCCGGACCAUUGUUUUGAACUGUGGUAGUCACUGUCUGCAGUAUCGUGCACUGCGUUGAACCAAUGGAGAAAGUCCAAGGAUAACCCGGGCUGCAUGGUUGUGCUUCUGCAGGAGUCUGUCUGGCGCAUCUGAUAUUCUGAUGAUCUGACGCUGCAUGGAUACAGUAUGGCGACUUUUGUGAGCAGGGUUCAGUUCUUAGAUGAUACUGAUCCAUUCAACAGCACCAACUUCCCCGAGCCGACCAGACCACCUCUGUACACCUUCAGAGAGGACAUCCCUCUGAUCAAUCAGAUCUCUGGAGUCCACAGGCUGCUCAAGGCACCACAGAAGCCUGAUGACUGUGCCCUGCAGUUGUCCCAUAAUGGAAGUUACCUUGACCUGGAGUCCACCCUGGCAGAGCAGCGAGAUGAACUGGAAGGCUUUCAGGAGGAUGGAGGGAGAGGAAAGAAACACAGCAUUAUUCUUCGGACCCAGCUGUCAGUCAGAGUCCAUGCCUGCAUUGAAAAGCUGUACAACUCCACUGGCAGGGAGCUACGCCGAGCCCUUUUUUCCCUCAAGCAGAUAUUUCAGGACGACAAAGAUCUGGUCCAUGAGUUUGUGGUGGCAGAAGGACUCACGUGUUUGAUAAAAGUCGGAGCUGAGGCCGACCAGAACUACCAGAACUACAUCCUCAGGGCUCUUGGGCAGAUUAUGCUGUAUGUGGAUGGAAUGAAUGGACUCAUAUCUCACAAUGAAACAGUUCAGUGGCUCUACUCCCUGGUCGGAUCAAAGUUCCGCCUGGUGGUGAAGACUGCUCUGAAACUGCUGCUAGUGUUUGUGGAAUACACCGAGUCCAAUGCCACUCUGCUCAUUCAGGCUGUGAACACUGUCGAUGCCAAAAGAGGAACAAAGUUUUGGUCAAAUAUAAUGGAGAUCUUAGAUGAGAAGGAUGGAGUAGAUACGGAACUGCUGGUCUACGCCAUGACACUAAUCAAUAAGACCCUUGCCGGGCUCCCAGACCAGGAUUCGUAUUAUGACGUGGUGGACAGUCUGGAGGAGCAGGGCCUGGAGGCUCUGGCCCAGAGACACCUGAGCAGAAAGGGCACAGACCUCGACCUGGUGGAGCAGUUCAACAUUUAUGAGAUGGUCCUAAGACAUGAGGACGGUGACGAGGAGACCCAGUUACCUCCGAGUGGGCGUAAGGACCGCAGACGGGCCAGUGUAGGGUGCACCUCAGAGGGGCGGGGCUUAGAGCGGAGACGCAGCCGCAGACAUUCACUCCAAAACAACAGAGGACACGUCUCUGCCCCAGCAUCGCCCUGCAGUCCCUAUACACACGGGACCGGCUUCUUGUCUUUUGGAGGUCCCAGGGUGGAGGACAUCAGUGAGAGUGUGACAGAAACAUCUCACGCAAACAGCUCUAGUACACCUUUAACACCUAGAAAGCCCUGCUGGGCCGAAAGGAUAAAUAACAGCAAACAGCAGACUCCCCCUUCACCCGUUCACCGCCUCGCCAGUGCAUCCUCCUCCUCUACAGACUCCAAAGCAGACAGAGCGGCUCUAGGAGGGUUGCUUACUUCAUCGUACAGACAGCACCAGGAGUCUUUGGCCGCGGAGAGAGAGAAGAGGCGCCAAGAACGAGAAGAGCGUCUGUUGAAGAUUGAGAGGGAAGAAAGAAAUCGCUUCAACCGAGAUUAUGUGGACAAGAGGGAAGAGGCCAGACAAGCCAGAGAGGAGAGGUACAAGGCUGUAGAGCGACUGGCUGCAGAGGAGUUUGAGCGAGAGCACCCUCGGGUGCCCUUCAGAGGGCGAACAGAGAUCACUUUGUGUUUAAGUCCCAGAUCAGGCAGCCGCUCAGCGUCGCGCAGUACCACCCCAUCCAUCAUCUCACAAGAAGACACAGCCACUACAGCCUGCACCAAGCCAGACCUGGAGCACAGCUCAGAGCCCAGUCUGGACCUACAGACCAGAACCACGAGUCCAGAUUUAAGAGUAACACAGAGCUCCCCCACAGCUCGGCACAAAGACACAUGGGAAAGAGAAAGUAUCAAAGAGAGUACCCAAGGGAGUACCCGAAAGAGUAACCAAGAGAGGGGUGACUUUGAGAGACAGUGUGACCAGGGCCCCACUGCAGAGCCCUCAUCCAGAGAAGAGACAAGUGAGGAGGCAUGUGAGGAGCCAAAGUCAGAGGAGCAGCUCCAGACUGUGGAGGAGCUGGAGGGAGGAGUGCAGGUCGCUGAGGUGGCGGAGACAGAUGUGGACGUGGAGUUGGAUGAGUGUGAGAAAGAGCAGCAGAUGGAGAGAGACGAGGAGGACAGUGUGCUCCUGAGUGAGAAGGAACGACAGAAUGAGGAAGUGAAUGAAAAGGAUAACUGUUCAGCAUCCAGCAUCUCUUCCACCAGCAGCACCCUGGAGAGAGAGGAGCGCGAGGACAGGCUGAGUCGAGACAUCCAAACAGGUCAGCUAAUUCAGUGUGAUGAAGAUAUUCAAGAUGUGAAUGGGAACUGUGACAAAAUCCUCAGUAAUAAACGCUUCAUGCUGGACAUGCUUUAUUCCCAAACAACAGACAACAACAAUGAAGACAGCCCUGAGACGACUGAGACAGAGAGUAGUAAGUGUGAGAAAGGUGUAGAGACAAGUGUGCCUGCUGUGGGCAGCCUGGUGAGCAGGAUCUCCACGUUGGAGGCCCAGAGACAGGCCCGAGAGGAGGCUGUGAAAAAGGGGGAUGUGGGGCAUCGGGACCAUGGUUCAGUCCGAGCUGUGGCAGAGAAGUUUGGAGAUCUGGUCAAAGGACUGGGCUGUCCGUCAGAGGUGGAGAGCCUAAAAGAACAGCAGCAGACUCAGGAGAAAGUGACCAGUGUCCCUGCAGCAUUACCCCCUAAGAAAGAGUCAGACCACAUCUGGGACCAGCUGCUUGCCACACCCCGAGAGCUGCGCAUCAAAGAGAUGGACUUCACAGAUCUGGGGGAUGAAGACGACAUGGACAUUUUAGACAUGGACAAUCUGAUGAGAUCAGGUGACUCUAUACCUGCUCCUCCUCCUCUGCACCACGCUGCACUGCCCCCUCCUCCUCCUCUGUUUGGGUGUCCCCCUCCUCCUCCCAUCUUUGGUAAAAUGAUGCCCCCACCUCCUCCAUUUAUGGCUCCCAUGCCCCCACCUUCGCCCCAGCUCUGCCGAGGGGAUGUUCCUGUGUUCCAAAAGAAGAAGAAGACUAUUCGUCUUUUCUGGAACGAAGUCCGGCCUGUGGACUGGCAGAGCAAGAGCCAUAAAUUUUGUAAGGACUCACUCUGGUCCAAACUAGAGCCCAUCAAACUGGACACAUCCAAAUUGGAGCAGCUGUUUGAGUCUAAGUCCAAGGAGCUGCCUGUCACUAAAAAAGCUACAGUUGAUGGAAAACGACAAGAAAUCAUUGUUCUAGACUCCAAACGAAGUAAUGCAAUAAACAUCGGAUUGACAGUUUUACCUCCCCCUCGCACAAUCAAAACUGCUAUCCUCAACUUUGAUGAAUACGCUCUUAACAAAGAAGGCAUUGAGAAAAUCCUGACCAUGAUCCCAACGGAGGAGGAGAAGCAGAGGAUCCAGGAGGCGCAGCUGAUGAGCCCGGACGUUCCCCUGGGCAGUGCGGAGCAGUUCCUCCUGACCCUGUCCUCCAUCACAGAACUGAGUGCACGGCUGCAGCUGUGGGCCUUCAAGAUGGACUAUGAGCUGAUGGAGAAGGAAGUUGCCGAACCUCUUCAGGAUCUCAAAGAAGGAAUGGACCAGUUAGAGAAAAACAAGACUCUCCGUUACAUUCUGACCACACUGCUCGCCAUUGGCAACUUCCUGAAUGGCACAAAUGCAAAAGGAUUUGAGUUAAAUUACCUGGAGAAAGUUCCGGAGGUGAAGGACACGGUUCACAAACAGUCACUGCUGCACCACGCCUGUGCCAUCGUGGUCGAGAAGUUUCCGGACAGCACUGACCUCUACUCCGAGAUAGGAGCCAUCACACGCCUUACCAAGGUGGACUUUGAUCAGUUACAAGACAAUCUGGCUCAGAUGGAGAGACGCUGCAAAGCAUCGUGGGAUCAUCUGAAGGUCAUCUCUAAACACGAGAUGAAAGCAGCGCUGAAACAAAAAAUGUCCGAUUUCUUAAAAGACUGUGCAGAGAGAAUCAUUAUCCUGAAGGUUGUACAUCGAAGGAUAAUCAAUAGGUUCCAUGCGUUCUUGCUUUUCUUGGGUCAUCCCGUUUAUGGCAUCCGUGAGGUCAGCAUCCACCGCUUUAGUAAAGUCCUGAGUGAAUUUGCCCUGGAGUACCGCACCACGAGAGAGCGCGUCCUGCAGCAGAAACAGAAACGAGCCAAUCACAGGGAGAGGAACAAGACCCGGGGGAAAAUGAUCACAGAUAGUGGUAAAUUUGGCAGUACCACGUCAGACCCCCAGGAGCACCAGCCUCAGGGCCUGGAGUUUGCAGAAAAUGCAGCUGAACAUGAGAACAUGAAAGCAGUGCUGAGGAACGGCUCACAGGGAGGAGACAGCAGCACCAGCACUCUGCCAGGCCUUCGCUCUCGCACCAGGGCCAAUGGUACCAGAGGGCGUGUCCCCCCUUGGUGUACCACUAAUGAUGACCCAGUGAACUGUGUGGAUGACACUGCUGAUGAGAUUAUGGAGAGAAUAGUGAGGUCAGCCACACAGGGGCCGACCCACAGGACCCUGCCCCGAGAGAGGAGGCGCUCACGAGCCAAUCGAAAGUCAUUGAGGAGGACACUGAGAGAUGGUUUGACAACAGAGGAAGCCAAUGCUCUUGGUUUAUCAAGCUCAGAGCUGCAGGUGUGAGUAGGUCCUCACAUGUGGGACUCCUCUGUUAGCACCACACGUUGUACACAGGUUUGAGUGGAGCGGGCCCAAGCAUCGAACAGCAGGUCUCUUAUCUCUGCAUCAUGUUUACGCUGCAGAACCGACAGACUCGACUCAGCUGAUAAAAGGUCUUGACUUUGAUGGGCACCAAAAACACAGCUGCCUUCUAAAGCACUAAGCUUUGCGAUAGCUGGAUAAGCAUAAUAUCUGCACUCACGUAGCUCAGUCACAAGCAUCCUGGAGAGAAAACACAAGUUUUUGUGUAGUUCAAAGGUCCUUGGCCUCAUUUAAUAUUCAGAUGACUGAAUGGUUUGUAUGGCUUCAGCAGCUUUGUAUCUUCAGUAAAAGACAUUGUUGGUAUUGUAUAGUUGAUGGACUUGCAUUUCUGAUUUCCUUUUUACUACUGUAGGUUUUUGUUUUUGGAAAAAGGUGCUCAGAAAGUAAAAUGUGCACUGGAUAUUAACAGUGGGUGUCAAUGAGAGGACUCUACUUGAUAAGUUUAUCUUUUCACUAAUAACCAGCGAUCUUGGGUACAAUGGUUACAAUAUGUAGAUAAGGUUACUUGUUGUCUAGUAAAAGCAAAAACAAAACAACAAAUGUAGUAAAAUGUAACGCAGUUGAGAUGUUUAAAUCACCAUCACACAAAUCAACUGAGCACUAUACAAAGGCUCUUGCAGUGAUACAGCAUCCAGCUACACACUUGGGAAAGCCUCUUAUGAGCAGAUAUUUAUUAUGUUUUCAGGGAGAAUUCAUCUGGAGUCUGUGAGAGCAUGUGUAUUUGUCGCUGUAUUGCAUUUGGAGGAUUUAUCACGUCCUCUUAUUGUUUACUACAGUAGCUUUAUUUAUAACAGUCUUCAACAAGCUUUUGCCUUACUAUAACAUUUGGAUAAAGUGGUCCACAGUUCAAAGGUGUUGUGAUUUUUAGAGGCAUCAUUGAACAUUUAAAAAGACAAAAAGGGGGGUUGUCCUUUUCUUAACAAAUGUAAAAUCACUGUGACAGCAGCUCAGUACAAGUAAAGAUGCAAAUAUUCAACCAUUAUCUGAAUUGGUCAAGUAAAAAUUGCAGUGGAAAAACUCAUUUAAACUACAUGAGCAAUUACUAUUCAGCACCUUAGCGUUUAUGUGUAGCAUGUCACAUGUAGAACCAAAGUAGAACUGAAAUCACUGAAGACAAACUGGUGUUUUGUGAUAAGUGAAAAGGAGACUGCUUUAAAAAUGAUGUAUGUGUAACUACAAUGUUUUGUAAUUUUCCUUUUUGGUCCACAUGUAGAAUAGUGUAUAUUACUAAAAAGCAGUAUUAUUUUAAAUCUAAUUUAUGCAAACCAAGCCAUGCACGGUUUAAAAUGUGUUAAUAAAAGCAAUGCCACUUUGACUUUUGAGUAGGUCUGUGGAAUGUCUCGAGUUUUAUUUUAUUACACAGCUCACAA
Boleophthalmus pectinirostris (great blue-spotted mudskipper) is the source of this 6346-nucleotide messenger RNA. It is a transcript of the gene fhod3b, whose product is annotated as formin homology 2 domain containing 3b. The transcript has 26 exons. The coding region runs from base 273 to 4898 and encodes 1541 amino acids. Gene Ontology annotation, cellular component: cytoplasm; cytoskeleton. Gene Ontology annotation, molecular function: actin filament binding. Lineage: Eukaryota; Metazoa; Chordata; Actinopteri; Gobiiformes; Gobiidae. The record is from RefSeq and is a predicted model, not a curated record. Gene Ontology annotation, biological process: cardiac myofibril assembly; sarcomere organization; cortical actin cytoskeleton organization.